AUGGUCACACCUGUUCUAGAUAUUAAAGAUAUAUUCAUAAAUCAAAAAUAUGUCAAAACAAUUAUUAUCUUUAGUUUAUGUUUACAUCAAAAAUUACAUUUAAACAUGAUUGUUAAUUAUUUAUUUAUCAUUCCCUGUAUUGUCACAUUGGUAACUGUAU
Entamoeba invadens IP1 is the source of this 160-nucleotide messenger RNA. RefSeq lists its product as hypothetical. The record is from RefSeq and is a predicted model, not a curated record. NCBI's taxonomy places the organism in Eukaryota, Evosea, Mastigamoebida, Endamoebidae. The annotation marks the transcript as partial. The transcript has a single exon.